Molecule: messenger RNA, 422 nt
Organism: Ambispora leptoticha
Lineage: Eukaryota; Fungi; Glomeromycota; Glomeromycetes; Archaeosporales; Ambisporaceae
Source: the annotation of a GenBank genome assembly
UGCUAGUUCCUCAGAAGAAGAAUACGUGUCUAACAUAGCUAGUUCUCCAGUAGAAGAAUAUGUACUUAACUUAGCUGGUUCUUCAGUAGGAGAAUAUAUGUCUAAUGUCGCUAGUUUUUCAGAUAAAGAAAAUGUGUUUACUAUUACCAGUUAUCUAGAAGGAGAAUAUAUGUUUAAUGUUGCUAGUUCUUUAGAAGAAGACAUGUCUGUUGUCACGGGUUUUUUAGGAGAAUAUGUGUUUACUGCUGCCGGUUCUUCAGAAUAUGUGUCUGCUGCUGUUGGUUCUCCAGAAGAAGAAUACGUGUCCGACAUUGCUGGUUCUUUAGAAGAAUCUUCUACCACUGGUUUUCCAGAUGAAAAAUAUGUGUCUAAUGCUUCCGGUCUACCAGAAGAAUCCUCACCAUCCUCUAUGAUGGAAACAG